AUGGAUUGCAGCAGCAGAAGAAAGAGGCGAAUUCGAGUGAAGGUUGUCAAUCAACAAUUAUUCAAACGUGAUUGUUUUUAUGAUAAUCAGCGGCAUGGGAGUCUGUACGAUAUGGCACAUGUUAAUGCUGUACGUGAGCACUAUGCCCUUCGCCGUGACUUGCUGUUGACGCCCAAGUGGCAGUCGGAUUUAGAGAGGAAUGCAGCGAACGAGCACGUUUGGGUGGAAAACAGGAACUUGAUGAACACACCGGUGCCUGAGACGAGUGUGGACACAAAUUUCACGGCGUUGGUACGUCGGCGAGCGGAACAACAUGAUGCCGUCAAUCGAGUGACUUUCCAAACAAACCAAAAGUAA
Trypanosoma theileri is the source of this 357-nucleotide messenger RNA. RefSeq lists its product as uncharacterized. The record is from RefSeq and is a predicted model, not a curated record. The transcript has a single exon. NCBI's taxonomy places the organism in Eukaryota, Euglenozoa, Kinetoplastea, Trypanosomatida, Trypanosomatidae. The coding region runs from base 1 to 357 and encodes 118 amino acids.